Messenger RNA from Pimephales promelas (fathead minnow), 2198 nucleotides. It is a transcript of the gene dym, whose product is annotated as dymeclin. The record is from RefSeq and is a predicted model, not a curated record. Lineage: Eukaryota; Metazoa; Chordata; Actinopteri; Cypriniformes; Leuciscidae. Gene Ontology annotation, cellular component: Golgi apparatus. Gene Ontology annotation, biological process: Golgi organization.
CACGAGCGUCAGUGGUGACGUGGAGACGCAGAGCUAACAGAGUCAAACUUACACUGUUAAACACACUUUACUGGAAAUUUACCAUUACUAGUUACAACUAAUUUAGUUUUCUUCUGAAAAUACAUUGACGCUUGUCUUAAGGAACGCGAGGAGCUUUUCUGAGGCGCUGUCAAUUCUGACAUUCAUCAGGUUUUGCUUGGCUGGCGAUGAGGCUCUGAGACAGUCUCUCGUGGUUUCUGGAGGCGAUGGGUGCAAACACCAGUCAGGUGAGCGACCUGUCGGAGAGCCAGAGCAUCCGCAAUCUGAUUGGUCCAGACGCCAUAUCGGAGAAUGAGCCCUUCUGGAACCAGCUGAUCUCCUUCACCUUCACUAGCCCCACCUGCAGUGCUGAUGCUAAACUCCUGGAGGAGGCUGUCGUCCCGCUGGCUAAGACUCUGAUUCAGAACAACCCCAGGUCUGGGAACUUCGGGGCAUUGGUGAGAGUCUUUCUCAGCAGAACCAAAGAACUGAAGAUUUCCACAGAAUGCCAAGAUCAGUUAUUCAUCUGGCAGGCCCAUAAUGCUUUGUUUCUGGUGCGCUGUUUGCUGAAGGUCUUCAUCAGGGAGAUGAGUGAAGAGGAGCUGCACUUACAGUUCUCCUACCAGGAGAGGGCACCAGGAACCUACGACUCCAUCUGUGAGGAUCUUCUGGAGGAGCUGGUCUGUAAUUUGGUGCAUCUCAUCGUUGAAGUGCCGCUUCUUGACAUCACCUACAACAUCCUGUUUGAAUCUGUGACCAUCCUCCUGGUGCUGUUGUCCUAUCAGCUCUUUCACAAGGAGAUUCUGAGGGAGGGGCUUAUUUACGGCUACCUGACCAAAGGACGAUGUCUGUCUCUGACGAGUCGUCUGGUGAAGACGCUGCUGUAUAACUUCAUCAGACAGGAGAAAUGUCCCCCCGCCACUCACGUGUUGCAGACGCAGUCAGAUGGAGGAGGGCUACUGUACGGACUCGCAUCAGGAGUCGCCAGUGGGCUGUGGAGCGUGUUCACGUUAGGUGGAGUUGGCACCAGAACGGGGGCGGAGCAAGAGCAGAACCCGCUCCCGCUGUCCAAUCAGAGCCUGCUAUUACUGUUGGUUCUGGCUAAUCUGACCGACGGACCGGACUGUCCGAACCCCUACCGCCAGGCUGUUACCUGCUUCAAAAACACUCAAGAUACCUCGUCCAUCCCGUCUCCUCAGCCUCACACGUUUCAGAUCAACUUUAACAGUCUGUACACAGCACUGUGCGAGCAGCAGAAAUCAGACCAGGUGACAUUACUGCUCUACACGCUACUGCACCAGAACAGCAACAUGAGGACGUAUAUACUGUCCCGCACUGACAUGGAGAAUCUGGUGUUGCCGAUUCUGGAGAUCUUAUAUCAUGUCGAGGAGAGAAACUCUCAUCAUGUGUACAUGGCCCUCAUCAUCCUCCUCAUCCUAACAGAGGAUGACACCUUCAACCGCUCCAUACAUGAAGUGGUGUUGAAGAACAUCUCGUGGUAUACUGAGCGUGUUCUGACAGAGAUCUCUCUAGGCAGUCUGUUGAUCCUGGUUGUGAUUCGAACCAUCCAGUUCAACAUGACGCGAACCAGGGAUAAAUACCUCCACACGAACUGCCUGGCUGCCCUAGCCAACAUGUCGGCCCAGUUUCGUAACCUACACCAGUACGCCGCACAAAGGAUUAUAAGUUUGUUUGCUCUGCUGUCUAAGAAGCACAAUAAAGUUUUGGAGCAGGCGACCCAGUCCUUGCACGGGCCUCUGGGAGCAGACGACAGGACCGUCCUGCCCGACUAUGCUCAGGAUCUGAAUGUCAUCGAGGAGGUGAUCAGAAUGAUGUUGGAGAUUAUAAACUCCUGUCUGAGUAAUUCCCUCCAUCACAACCCGAACCUGCUGUACGCGCUGCUCUAUAAGCGAGAACUGUUCGAACAGUUUCGCUCGCAUCCCUCUUUCCAGGAUAUCAUGCAGAACCUUGACACGGUGAUUGGAUUCUUCAGCCAGCGACUGGAGCAGGCAGGAAGUGACCUAUCAGUGGAGAGAGUUCAAGAGGUCAUCAAGAAAGGUGCUGUGGCCCUCCCUAAAGACCGUCUGAAGGUAAGCACAUCAAAUGAACUCUCUUUCUGGCGUCAGCGGCCCUGUCGGUCCUUUUCCACCUCUUCACCCACCUGACCUCUUCACUCUAAU